AUGUCUUCCGCCAACUACUUCAAGGCGACCGUGAAGGAGGUGCUGAGCGGCGACUCGAUCGUGCUGGUCGGAGGGGCGCGCCCUGGCACGAUCCCUGCCGAGAAACGGCUCACUCUGUCGUCCCUCAUUGCGCCCAAGCUGGGCAAGCGCGACGGCACGACAAAGGAUGAGCCCUUUGCUUGGGCCUCCCGCGAGUUCCUGCGCAAGAAGCUGAUUGGCCAGACCGUCACCUUCCGCAUUGACUAUGUCGUGGAGGCCAUCGGCAACAAGGAGUUUGGCUCCGUGUUCCUGCAGACCCCUACGGGCCAGCAGGAGAACGUCGCGCUCAGCAUCGUGCAGAACGGCUGGGCCAAGGUGCGCGAGACGGGCUCCCAGCAGAGCCCCUACAUCGAGGAGCUCCGCAAGGCGCAGGACGCGGCGCAGCAGGGGGCCGCCGGCCUCUGGAGCAAGGACGGCCAGGCCCUCGCGGCCGCGGUGCGCCCCUCGGCCGCCGGCGAGGGCUUCAACGCGGUCGACUUCCUGCAGAAGGUCGGCAAGAGCAAGCCCGUGGCCGGCAUCGUGGAGGCGGUGCUCAAUGGAAGCACGCUGCGCGUCACGUUGCUGCCGGACCUCACGCCGCCGGAGCCGUUUGCGCGGGAGGCCAAGUGGUUCAGUGAGCAGCGCGCCCUCAAUCGCGAGGUGCGUGUUGUUCUUGACGGCGUGGACAAGUACCACAACCUGUUUGGCAGCGUCAUGUACCCCGAGGCCGACAAGCCUGCCAGCCUGGCAGAGGCCCUCGUGACCGCCGGGCUCGCGAAGUGCGUGGAGUGGAGCCUUCAGAUGAUGACCGUCGGCGCGCUGCGGCUGCGCGAGACGGAGCGCGCCGCCAAGGCGGCCAAGCGCGGCAUCUGGCACUCGUACGUCCCCGUGGCCACCGGCCAGACCAAGCUGUCGGACGGCUUUGUGGGGCGCGUGAACGAGGUGGCCAGCGGGGACACGCUGAUCAUCAAGGACGUCAACGCAGGCGUGGAGCGGCGCGUGCAGCUGUCGAGGUGGGGCCCGAGGGGGCGUGCGUGCGCGCGCGCGCGGCGCGAGGCGGCCCCCGGGCCGCAAAGGGCUGUCGUCUCUCAUGGCGUGGCGUAG
Molecule: messenger RNA, 1122 nt
Organism: Monoraphidium neglectum
Lineage: Eukaryota; Viridiplantae; Chlorophyta; Chlorophyceae; Sphaeropleales; Selenastraceae
Product: nuclease domain-containing protein
Exons: 7
Coding region: 1-1122 (373 amino acids)
Biological process (GO): mRNA catabolic process
Cellular component (GO): nucleus; cytosol
Molecular function (GO): nuclease activity; RNA binding
Source: RefSeq, a predicted model, not a curated record